AUGGACGUGAAGCAGGCUCCCCGGCCGACGCGUCCGCCGCGUCCGCCGCCUCGUUUGCGCGUCAAGACCGGCUGUCAAACGUGCCUCAAGCGCCGCAAGAAAUGCCCCGAGAACCGACCGGUAUGUGCAACUUGUGAACGGCUCCAUCUCCCUUGUGUCUACCGGGAGUCAGCACCGCCCGCGGCGACUGACCUUGUCCGAGUAAGGGCGCAAGCUGUAUCCGGUGUAGGGGCGAAUCCGCCCGUGCUUUUACCUCUGACAGCCUCAUUGAGCAUCCGACCCGAGGGACUGAGAACGGAGCGCGACUGGAACGUGUUCCACUAUUGUGCGACCAAGUACAUGAACGUGAUAACGUCACCAGAAUCUCGAGCCAAGUUUCGAGACUUGUCCUUCGUCUUCGUUGUCGGCUACGACAAGCCAUGGGUCGUGCAUGCCGCCCUUGCACCCGCCGCGCUCCACGCCUCAUUCUCUUCCUUGAUCACCAAAGAGGACGCCGUGCUCUACUCCCAGAGUGCCAUUCGGGGGCUACGACAGUCUCUCCUGCCAUCGGGACCUGCAACUCUUCGUCGGGAUCCCUGUCUUGCGACCUCUUUGUUCCUCGCUGAUUUCUAUUCGUCGCCCUUCAAUGCGGGCUUGACGCACUUUCAAGCCAUAGCGCAGAUACUGGAGGCCCAGUUUGCUGCUUCGUCUCGCCUCGACAUCAAGUCGCUGUCGAUCCUGCACUUGAGUCUACUCGACGCGACCUUAUAUCACCUCUCCACCAGACUGAUUCUGGAGAAAGACAUUGAUGCUAUCUGGGACGCCUUCCCGUCAGCAACGGUCCGCAAAUACAUCGAGGGACAUGAACGUGAAGCGAGAGAUGUCCACGGCCAGCGACCAAUCUUACCCGUGCUCGGUAGGACACCGCCCGCUUUAUUCGUCCUAAUCUUCCAGGUCACCUUGCUGAGCCGCCAACUCCCGGCUCCUGGGGAUGAGCACCACGGGCACGCUUUCCACUACUUGAUCGAACUAGACCGCAUCCAAGAUAGCUACCCUAUUGUCCGCAGCGAUGCAAAUACGGCCUGGGACGCUCAUGGGACCGCCGCUUCUCAUAACACCGAGCUUGCGGCGAAGCUCUACUUCCUCGCCGCCAGAAUAUUUGUGGCCAAGGUCGUUAAUCCCAAGGGAACCACUUCUACGUCACUCCAAAUCCAGACUUUGCUUGUGAAGGGAAUGGCCUUGCUGGAACUGUUCGAUACGACUGUGUCUUGCGGACAAUUCAUUUGCUGGCCUCUGUUAAUCUUGGGCUGUGCAGCAUGUGCAACAACCGGUUCAGAAGCUGUACAAUGUGGCGAUGAGCUUGAGGUCCACCGUGGGCAGAUGCGACGUCUUAUCCGGGAAAGACUCCAGCAGAUCUGGAAUGUCUCAUAUUCAGGCUAUGUGCAGAGAACCUUGGGCGCCCUCGAAAAGGUCUGGAAGCUGCCCAGUAUCAUUGCGCGGACACCUACAACUGGGUCUCAACUUCGCGGCGUAGAAGUGGUAUAUGACGGACUCCAGGCACUGCUUUCCAAAAAUGGCCUUGGAGUCGCCUUUCCCGCAGGCAAUUCCAGAGAUGGAGAUAGAAGACGCUUUUGCCCGCACUCAUGCUUUUAA
Molecule: messenger RNA, 1632 nt
Organism: Cladophialophora yegresii CBS 114405
Lineage: Eukaryota; Fungi; Ascomycota; Eurotiomycetes; Chaetothyriales; Herpotrichiellaceae
Exons: 2
Coding region: 1-1632 (543 amino acids)
Biological process (GO): positive regulation of transcription by RNA polymerase II
Cellular component (GO): nucleus
Molecular function (GO): transcription cis-regulatory region binding; DNA-binding transcription factor activity, RNA polymerase II-specific; zinc ion binding
Source: RefSeq, a predicted model, not a curated record